AUGUCACUCCCCGAUGACCCUCUAAACCUCAACCAAUAUAAAACAACUAUAUCCGAACCAAGAAAGAACUGGGUCCCAUACUCUUUCAAUGACGAGAAGGAAAAGCUCACGGCCUUCUACAAGGACCAAAAUGAAAUGAUCGAGGGUUUCCUCUCCGCCGGGGAAGAAGAGCGCCUCAAAGCCGAGGACGAAGCCCAAAAUGGCGGUAAAGUGAAGCUUGCCGUGCGCGCCAGCUUCACAGUCAACUUCUUCCUCUUCGUGAUCCAGCUCUACGCAGCCGUGACAACAGGCUCUCUAGCCCUCUUUGCCACCGCCGCAGACGCCUUCAUGGAUCUCGUCUCGUCGGUUGUUAUGCUAGUUACGUCGCGCAUGUCAUCGCGCCCAAAGCCAUACAAGUACCCCGUUGGACGGCGCCGCGUCGAAACAAUGGGAGUGAUCAUGUUCUGUGCGUUGAUGACUAUCGUGGCCGUGGAGCUGAUUAUUGAAUCGGCUAAGGCUCUUGCGGGGGGCAAGACUGAGUCCGAGAAACUGGAUAUUGUGCCGCUGGUUUGUGUGGGUGUUGCUAUCUUCUCCAAGUUCGUCAUGUUUUUGUACUGCUAUGGCUUGCGUCGGUACCCGGCUGCUCAUGUCUUUUACAUUGACCACCGCAAUGAUCUGGCUGUUAAUGGGUUUGGGUUGAUUAUGUCGAUUGUGGGUGAUCGAUUUGUCUGGUAUCUUGAUCCUGUGGGCGCGUGCUGCAUUGCCCUGCUUAUCUUGUUCUCGUGGGCGUCGACUGCGUUUGAGAAUAUGUGGUUGAUUAGGAUUCAGAAGAUGGAUACGUGUCGCGCUUAUCAUUCUGGACAACAGCUCUAUGUUGAGGUUGAUAUCGUCAUGGACCCCGAGACUAAGCUUCGGGAGUCUCACGAUGUAAGCCAAGCGCUGCAGCGCAAAUUAGAAGGUCUCGCAGAUGUCGAGCGAGCUUUUGUGCAUGUCGAUUAUGAUUAUCUGCAUGAUGUCAAUGAGGAACACAGGCCGCUCUAUGAGAUUGGUGGAGCGAAGCACUCCAUCAGAGCUCUGGUGAAGCGAUUAUGGUCUAAAAACAAGGAGCCGACAGACGGGACUGCUGUGUGA
Molecule: messenger RNA, 1110 nt
Organism: Penicillium verrucosum
Lineage: Eukaryota; Fungi; Ascomycota; Eurotiomycetes; Eurotiales; Aspergillaceae
Product: cation diffusion facilitator family transporter
Exons: 3
Coding region: 1-1110 (369 amino acids)
Biological process (GO): monoatomic cation transport; transmembrane transport
Cellular component (GO): membrane
Molecular function (GO): monoatomic cation transmembrane transporter activity
Source: RefSeq, a predicted model, not a curated record